Molecule: messenger RNA, 2651 nt
Organism: Asterias rubens (European starfish)
Lineage: Eukaryota; Metazoa; Echinodermata; Asteroidea; Forcipulatida; Asteriidae
Product: serine incorporator 5-like
Exons: 14
Coding region: 428-2098 (556 amino acids)
Cellular component (GO): membrane
Source: RefSeq, a predicted model, not a curated record
ACCAGCUGACGACUGUGGUCUGUGUCGUGUCGUCUAGUCAAUCUGAGUCAGUCACAUAAAGUGAAAUACAUGAUGACAUAAUCAUACAUCACGAACAGUCUGUCAUCAAAACAAAAGAUAAAGAAACAGUUCUAUCUACAUCAGUGCCGUCAACGGUUGACUGUUAACUUUCAACCAGAGUGAGAAAGAGGUGUAUUUUUUUCAAUUUGCCCUCAAAAAGGAGGUGUAUUUUUUCACCAAAACAACGCCAGCUAGACUGCUGUGCCCGUUUUGACAUCUUCAUGUGUUUGUGUGCCAUUUAUUUUGACCUUUGUAAACACCACUCAGUCGGUGUAUGAAGGUUUUCGGAACUCGACAGGGAGAUUUAUCUUCACAGUGACAGUUUGUUUGCGUGUUCAUUCCAAUACUUCGCAUGUAGAAGACAACGAUGGCAGGCUGUUGUAGAGCUCAGGUAAACUGUUGCUUCAGAGGAUCACCAUGUCCCUGUAUUUGCUGUCCAGUCCGGGAAUCAACCAGCACCAGAAUCUUGUAUGCCUUCUUCUUUGUGUUCGGAUUUGUCCUAUCAUGUGUUUUUGUGUCAAAUACUGUGGCACAAGAACUUCCAAAAUACCCUAAGCUGCUGGACUUCUGCCGUACCAUCGGAGUAGGUGAAAACUGCAGCAGACUUAUCGGAUUUGCAUCUGUAUACAGGAUAUGCUUCUCUAUGGCGAUAUUCUUUUUUAUUCUACUCAUUAUAACGGUUGGCAUAAGGAACAGCAAGUCAUGUCGAGCAGCAGUUCACAAUGGAUUGUGGUGUUUUAAAGUGUUGAUUAUACUAGUUUUCUUUGUGGGAUCUUUCUUCCUACCUAUAUCGGACAUCAUGCUGACCGUUGGGUUAUACAUCGGCUUCACUGGGGCUGGCCUAUUUAUACUCAUGCAGCUCUGGAUGCUGCUGGACUUUGCCGCAACGUGGAAUUCAAAAUGGUCAGCAAAUAUUGAUAAUAACGGUUCCAAGCUCUGGUAUGUAGCCUUAAUCUUCUUCAUGCUUUUCUUCUACGCCCUUGCCAUCGGCAUUAUGAUCUUUCUGAUCGAGGUCUUUGGAGAAGGUGCUGAGUGCAUCCGGAACAUCUUCUUUGUCAGUCUAAGCGGCAUCCUCUGUGUGUUUAUCAGCAUCAUCUCCAUUAUGCCCUGCUUACCAAGUGAUUACCCAAGGGGUGGUUUACUGCAGGCAUCUAUCGUGUCGGCUUACAUCAUGUAUCUAACAUGGUCAGCACUUCUAGUGGAACCACCAAUGGAAGUGAAGACCCUUACAGUUGACAAUGGAACCCAGAGCCAGUACAAUGUGACGUACGUGACAUGCGGUCUGGGUAGCUUUACCUCGUCUCUAUUCAUCAUGGACAGCACCCACUCUGAGCUGAUCAACGCUAUCAUUGCAGCUGUUCUGCUUCUAGGUCUGGUGCUUUAUGCUUGGUGUGAGAAACUUCAGACUUUUAUCCUAACUCAGACCUUUUGGGGCAAUGUUGGGCAACAUUUUUACAAGGGACCUUGGACACUCCAAAACAUGUUGUCCUUUCAUUCGAGUGUGCGUUCAUCUGGUACAUCACUCCGCUUCUCAAGCCCUAACUCCCAUCCUGUGAAUGCAUGCUUAACUAACAGGCAACAGACACUGCAGCAUGAGAUUGUUGCAGCUCCCCAGUCCACUUCGACAUUCUGUUGUUGCUGCACUACAUCAACGCCAACCCGAAAUGAUAAUAAUGCAGAGAGAGGAGAUGAUAAAAGAGUGAGUUUGGGACUGAUUCACAACGAGAGAGACGGAGUCAUCUACAGCUACUCUUUCUUUCAUCUCACACUGGUCCUGGCAUCUCUCUAUGUCAUGAUGACUCUCACUAACUGGUAUAGACCUGAGGAAGCAACUCUGGAGAACCUUCACCGUACAUGGCCCCCGUUCUGGAUCAAGUUGGGCUCUAGUUGGCUGUGUGGCGCCCUCUUUGUUAUCAAACUAAUCACAAUCAUGCGGUGCUCUACAGACCAACCUACAGAUAGACAGAGACGAAUAUCACGGAACUCGUACCAGCCUGCAGGAGCGCAUCCGAACAGACUUAGUACUACCUCCAUUUAGGCACUCAAGUCCUAAGUCACCAAGUUGUCUUGAUACAUAUCCGGUAAGUUCUACCAUAGAGUAAGGACCAUGGUCUAAGUUACCAUGGUCUUACCAACAAACGGGUGCAAUUCUCUACAACCUUCUUGAUACAUAUUUUGUACUUUUUUAAUUAAAGGCAAUGCCAUUAUUUCUGAUUGAUAUUCAACUCAUCAAUAUUUAGCAUAGUGUUUAAAAUAAUAUGUGUCUUUGUUGUCAAACAAUGAGGAACCCCCACCCCGUUUUUAAAAUUAUGUCAAUUAAAUUCUGAAUAUUUUAGGACACUUCACAAAAGGUCCUUAUAAGUAGACUUGCAACAGUCUACCAAUGAGUUCAGCACUACAGUGCAAUUGCUCUAACCCUCACAGGGUCUUGAUCAGAACUCCUGGACUAUCCCAAUAUGGAGGAAACUCUACCCUGAUAAGGGCCCUGUUUGAACCCCGAUUAUCAAUCCCCUUAAAUGAUAUUGAUCGAAUGAUAAUAAUAAGGCCAGUGAAAAAUGAAGCUCAGUUUUUGUCGGAGCUUUCUUUUAAAA